Molecule: messenger RNA, 1122 nt
Organism: Xenopus laevis (African clawed frog)
Lineage: Eukaryota; Metazoa; Chordata; Amphibia; Anura; Pipidae
Gene: il12b2.S
Product: interleukin-12 subunit beta
Exons: 8
Coding region: 134-1012 (292 amino acids)
Source: RefSeq, a predicted model, not a curated record
UGUGUCAGUCACUUCCUGCUGUCACUUCCCCGGGCCCCUCAGCUCUCAUAGAAAGUGACAGGGCACCGAGAAUAAAAGGGCACAGCCACUGGCACACUGACCAUACCACAUACUCAGAGAAAAGGAGGAGAAGAUGCCCUUCAUUCCACCCUGCCUGGCCCUGGCACUCUGUGCUGUGAUGUGCUGCUGCCAAGCUACGGAGCUAACAGAAUGGCCGAGUAACUAUGUGGUGCUGAGUGAAAAGGAAGAGUACACACUUGAGUGUGACACAAAAGAGAGAAACAUCAAGUGGUUGGCACCAUCCCGGACCUGUUCUGUACCAAGAGGAAAUGCCCUGUAUAUCAAGGAUAUUCAACUGCCCUGCGCAGGCCAAUACGUCAGUCUCAGUGCCAACAAGGAGACCCACCUGUGCUCGGUGUAUCUGCUCAUUGCAGAUUCCAGUCUGCUGAGUGUCACAUGCUUUAUGGAGUCGCACACAAGCUCUGUGCUUCGUUGCUUGGCUGACAUUGAUGAAGAGGAGGGAAUUCUCAGAGCCAGGGCCUCAAUCAGUUCCAUGGACAUUCGGCAGUGGCACACGGAGACAAUAGACAGAAGCCUCUCCUUCACACUCAACAUGGACGGCUUCUGUGCCUUUGAAGAGCAGAUGGAACCCAUUCUGGUGGAGGUCCAGGUGGCAACAGAGAAGAGGUUAAUGUCAAUGAACAAAUCGUAUUAUAUCCGAGACAUUGUGAAACCUAGUCCCCCUGAGAACAUGAGGGUGUUGAAAGGUAACAGGCACCUACACAUCUCCUGGAGUUACCCUGCACCCUGGUCCAAAUUCUCCUCCUAUUUCCCCAUGCUCUUCCAGCUCAACAUGACUUAUCGCAAUGACACCGAGGAGCUGGUAAAUGUGGAGGGGACUCGGGUUCUGGCAGUUAGUCCCAAUGUGCGCAGAAUUAAGGGUCGCUGCCGGGAUCUCUAUUACAGGUCGGAGUGGAGCCCCUGGACUCAGGGAAUAGAGACAACUUCAUGAGGAGGAGGAGGAGGAGGAAGGAACGUUGAUUCCCAGGAAGUAAUGAAAUCCUUACGGAAUUAUCUCUAUAUUUAUUGCAAUAAUAUUUAUAUAUUUGACACAGUUGUUUU